This is a messenger RNA of Fusarium verticillioides 7600, 1640 nucleotides long. RefSeq lists its product as hypothetical. Bases 37 to 1482 code for a protein of 481 amino acids. The record is from RefSeq and is a predicted model, not a curated record. The transcript is spliced from 2 exons. NCBI's taxonomy places the organism in Eukaryota, Fungi, Ascomycota, Sordariomycetes, Hypocreales, Nectriaceae.
CCCAAACUCUCAUAUCGCUCGAUUCGCUUGAAGAAAAUGGCGUGGAGCCGCUCUGAAUUAUCUGCGGCGGGUUUCUUCUAUGAGGAAGACUUGCAAAGCCCGCUCCCCCCCCAUGUCAAGUCGCUCGGCCAGUCAAUGCUUGACUUUGCAUGCCAGGACCAAGGCCCGCCUUCUGAAGAAUGCAUCCAGAUCCAAUACUUGGCUAGUAAAAAUUCCGAUGGUGAAUAUGAUGAGAAAAUCUGGGAAGACUUGUUUCGACAAAACUUCUUUGAUGUACUUCUGAACGACACUUCGGUCUCACAAGAUGUAUCGCGCAGAGUCUCACGAUCGAACUACUAUUAUGACGCUAUAAGGCCUGGCAACAACGCUCUAUGGACAACAUUCCGGGAGAAGGUGGAAGGACAUCAAAUGAAGACGCUUCCCAAGGCCGACUUUGUCUUCUAUCUGCCGAUGUACCACCUGGCCGCUGAAUCUCCUAUACCUCGAAUAACUGACCACAGAGGUCGGGAAUGGAAUAAAGAACCAGUCCCAUCUCUUGUAGAGUCCUUCUCAUGGUCUACACUGAAGGAGCUCUAUAUGCAUGGUCUGCGUCCCUCCCCAUUCAAGGUUUUUGGCAAGGAUGAGCCGCGAGAAGCAGACCUGAAUUGCUAUCCGUGGCUUAUUGUCGAGCAUAAGAGUGGCAAGAAAAGCCUUAGUGAGAGUCAACGGUCAGCGCAAUUAGAGACUGCUUGUUGCCAAGCACUAAACGCCAGCGCGUGUGCCGUCAAGUUAAACCAGAUCGCUGCGAGGUAUGCCGUUGAGCUGCGUAAGCAGAUGCAUAUUCCCCCCAUUCCAGCCGUGACCACAGUCGGCAGUAAGGUCAGUGUCUGGAUAACGUACUAUGCGGAAGGUUUUAUGGCGUACCAUAGAGAGGGCUCUUACGAGUCUUACAGGAGACGAAAUCAAGGCUAUAUGAUGCAACGUAUCUGGGAGGGAGAUAUGACUGAGAUUCGUGACAUCAGGGAAUUCCAGCUUAUACUCGAAAACACCUAUACUUGGGCUAUGCGGGUAUUCAAGCCUCAGAUAAACGGAUUUAUCGAGCAUUGGAGGGCUACCCACUGUAGCAUCAAAUCUACUCCACUACGAAGAAGUACAACCUCAACAACAUCUUAUACGGAGAGCGAGGGGAGAUCGGUACAAGAUUCAAUGGGCCCUCCUUCAGCCCGCAGCUCAGCCCGUCCCUCAACGCGUAGCUCAAUUGGCCCCCCUCCUUCGAUUCGUAGCUCGAUGGGACCUCCUUCACGGCGUUCCCUAACGGGCCCAGUCUCGGGUACCAGCUCAAGAGGCCAGGCUUCUGUGUGCAGCUCUGUGGACCCUCUUCUUGAUCCUGCGAACAACGACGAUUGGGGUUACGCUCCGCAGCAAAAUGUGCGACAAGUCUUUCCAGACACAUGUCCGACGUGUCAGAGAACAAGAAAGUUUUUCCAUAAUUGCCAUGUUUGACAUAUAUAAUAGCGGGAUCGGACCAGGACAACUGAGUCAGCCUUGCUGCCUCUAGGUAGAUACUCCGCAUGUGUAUCAUAGUACACAUGUUCAAAUAGAGAUCUGUGAUAGGUCGUAUUCUUAAGCUCAUCACAUCAUAUCAGGCGAUUUCAAUUCAG